AUGGCAUUUUCAACAGGAAGAGGAGGUGCAGGAAACAUAAAGACUUCCAGUACCAUAACAAGUGAGAAUAAUGAUUUGACACAUAUAAAAUCCAAAUCCCCACCAACAGAUGGCCACCAUAUCGUUAAUGGUGACAAGAAAUUCUACUACGCUACAGGCAGGGGAGGAGCUGGAAACAUCAAAUCAUCAGACUCUAUUCCAUCACCCAAAUUAGUACCUCAAGGAUCAAAUACCCCACAACUUCAUGGAGAAAAGAUCACCACGGGUAGAGGUGGAUAUGGUAAUAUGUUUAAAAACAGCGACCCAGAGCUUACCAGAAAGCUUCAAGAUGUUGACGGUUCAUCUAAGAAGAAGGUUGAAAAUGAAUUACAUCAAGUUACCUCCAAUAAGUCUUUCUCUGUAGGCAGAGGAGGUUUUGGAAACGUGAUCUCAAACACCAAAUCACGAACCAGUCAAAAUUCUGGGAGAUCCAGCGAUAACCACCCAAAUAACUUGAUGGCCAUCUCCAGUCAUGGAAACAAUCAUAAAAUAACAGAGCAUGAAGAUGAAGGUAAUUAUGACAUAAAGAAGAAGAAGUCAUUUAUGGGCAAAUUGAAAGGAAUAUUUCAAACUUAG
Molecule: messenger RNA, 615 nt
Organism: Dujonia railenensis
Lineage: Eukaryota; Fungi; Ascomycota; Pichiomycetes; Serinales; Debaryomycetaceae
Source: the annotation of a GenBank genome assembly